Messenger RNA from Saccostrea echinata, 1886 nucleotides. RefSeq names its product solute carrier family 13 member 2-like. The transcript is spliced from 12 exons. The record is from RefSeq and is a predicted model, not a curated record. Gene Ontology annotation, biological process: monoatomic anion transmembrane transport. Gene Ontology annotation, molecular function: transmembrane transporter activity. Gene Ontology annotation, cellular component: membrane. The coding region runs from base 1 to 1644 and encodes 547 amino acids. Lineage: Eukaryota; Metazoa; Mollusca; Bivalvia; Ostreida; Ostreidae.
AUGCCAGACACUCGCACAAAAAUUUUGGGGAUUGUAAAGGAUGUUUGGUCUUAUAAGUCCAUCUUCAUGCCAAUUCUGGCAACCCUCUUGCCGCUGUCCAUGGCCAUCAACUCCGAAUCUGAGGCGACACGAUGUGGCUACACUAUGAUCGUAAUGGCGGCCCUCUGGCUCACGGAGGCCCUACCUAUUCCAGUCACUGCUCUUCUGCCCAUUAUAAUGCUACCUAUGUUGGGUGUGUCCACUGCAAAGGAAGUCAGCAGCAGUUACGUCACGGACACGUCAAUGCUAUUUUUGGGAGGCCUUAUUGUGGCUGUGGCAGUUGAGGAAUGGAAUCUUCACAAGAGAAUAUCUUUGACUAUACUCAGGAUUGUUGGAUCACAACCUAAUCUUUUGAUGCUUGGUCUCAUGUUGCCUACGUGGUUUCUGUCGAUGUGGAUCAGCAAUACUGCAGGGGCCGCCAUGAUGUUACCUAUAGUAUCAGCUGUGACGGCACAGGUUAACUCAGCCAACAUCGAAGAUGAUGCUGCAAGUCACCCUGAAGACAUAUCCCCCCUAAGAACGGAAAGUGAAAACCAGAAAGGGGAGAAUAUAGCUUUAACGUCGGUAAAUCAGGAAGCAGCUGGAAAGGCUAGUAAGGAAUACAAGCAGGCUAGAGGAAGUUCAGGAAGUGAUGAGAGGAUUGUAAAAGACAACCGUGUCCCACCGAAGAAAAAGAAAGUGACUUCAACUGAUCAACAACACAACAGACUCAGUAAAGCUCUGGCAUUAUCUAUUGCCUACGCUGCCAACACCGGCGGCAUUGCCACACUCACCGGAAGUCCUCCUAACUUGAUCUUCAAAGCUGUGGUGGACGACUUCGCAGAGUGUGUGGUUGCCGUAGUAUUUCUCUGUUUAGCAGUAUUGUGGAUCUUCCGAGAGCCACCCAAUAUAUCAGGCUGGGGAAGACUAUUCAAAGACAGAUAUAUCACUGAUUCUACACCUGCUAUCGUUAUUGCAGUAUCUCUGUUCUUUCUUCCUGCUAAAGUGCCAUCCAUUUUCUGCCCAAAUAAACCCGGUAUUUUCAGUGAAAACCGCUAUACUCCUAUUCUGACCUGGGAGAAGACAGUCCAGAAAGUGCCAUGGGGAGUUAUCGUUCUUCUUGGCGGAGGAUUCGCUUUAGCCAAAGCCAGUAUACGUUCAGGUCUGUCUAAAUGGUUUGGGGACAGUUUGGAGUUCCUAUCAGAUUACAGUCCAUUUGUACUCUGCCUUAUUAUUAGUCUUCUAGUGGCCUUAGUAACAGAAGUCACCAGCAACACAGCAACUGCAACACUGCUAAUGCCAAUAUUACAAGAACUGUCCAUCACUGCCGGUCUAAAUCCUAUAUAUCUGAUGAUGGCGGCAGCUGUAGCCUGUUCUUUCGCCUUCAUGUUACCCGUGGCGACACCUCCAAGUGCCAUCGUGUUUUCACACGGAUUCCUUACUAUUCCUGAUAUGGCCUCUGCAGGAUUGAUGAUGAACGUUAUUUCAGUGUUUGUUCUUACAGUUGGAAUCAAUAGUUGGGGAAAACUUUUGUUUGAUUUUGACAAUAUACCAGUGAUAUUUCAGGAAAUACAAAAUACCACAGAGACCCCAAUGUCUGACAUGUACAAUUCCUCAUCUGUGUGAUCUACAAUCUCCUGCAUACCUCAAUUUUAAAUUUGAUCGUCAGUAUUAAAAAAGGACAAAAACUUCAAUGAUUAAACGAAAAGAAGAAUAAUUCUCGAAAAACAACAAAAGAAAAUAACAAGAGCAACCCCUUGGAAAUCCACUAUUAAGAAUGAAUCAGUUUAAGCGAAUAUUUUUGUAUGAUGGAGUUGACUAUCAGUUUCCUUUCAUGCCAUGCUACCUCUUAGUCUACUGUUCAUAGA